Vanessa atalanta (red admiral) is the source of this 480-nucleotide messenger RNA. RefSeq lists its product as uncharacterized. NCBI's taxonomy places the organism in Eukaryota, Metazoa, Arthropoda, Insecta, Lepidoptera, Nymphalidae. The record is from RefSeq and is a predicted model, not a curated record. The coding region runs from base 1 to 480 and encodes 159 amino acids. The transcript has 3 exons.
AUGGUUUUGUUUAUAAUAUUUAAUAUUUUAAUUUACUCGCAUCUCCUAUUUGGGCUUAACGAAACCUUUAAUUAUGAAAAACUUCACAAAUUUGGAUUUGGUCGUCCAAUUAUUUACAGACGCAGGAAUUAUAAUUACGCGUAUCCCGAAGAACUGGUGACAAAGCGACCUGAUUACAUACGAUCGCCAUACAGGAAUGUGUAUCAAGGAGCUAGUCCGAACAAGGGUGACAGAAGGGUGUAUAAUAAAAGAUUCCAAUACAAGCCACAAAUUAUGGGUCAUAAAAUAAUUUGCAAAGGAGUGUUUGACUGUACGCUAACACAUUUGGCUAUCGAAACCAAUGGUAGUAUUCCAAUAAUAUUCCGUGGAGGCGUAGGGUACAAAUAUUUUACGAUUAUAAUAAAGGCGGAUGCCGGCGACGAGCUAUCUGGGAGAGUGAGAGCUUUCUGUGCACGUGUAAUAAGUGAUAAAGAAAACUAA